AUGUCAACAGGCGAAGCGCAGCAGCUCAUACAGAAGCUUCUCCUGGAGGCGCUAGCUCGACGUCUCGCUCAACCCAAGUGGCUCUCCCUUCUCCAUCAGUUGGUGCGUCGCAUCGAAGCUGCACAGGAUGAUGACGGCACGUUUGACGUCAUCCCGUCACUUGAGGGCUCGCAUGCUGCCGAAUGCCUCGUCAAAUAUCUAUUGUCACAAUCCUUCAUCGACCCGUUGCUAAUCGAGUAUCUGCAGGCGCUCAUAUACGGCAGCGCCAAUCGAUCUGGCGUCAGUCCAGAUCAAGGCCCUAUCACCGACGUCAUGACUGUCACCCUUCAUCUCCUUGCCAAUGUCCAAGCCGCAGCAUCCAACGUUCCAGCUAUCGAGAUAAUAUCUUCCGUCAUCGGCCAGGGGCUUCUCAUGACCUUUCAGGCGCCCGUUCCCUUUCGCGUUUCCAGCCCUUCCUUUCUCGCUCUGCUGCAACGCUUGUUCGCAGAUCCCACCUACGAGCAAGAUCAGACUCCAAGCUUUCCAGUGGACCAUGUCGAUACCGGGGCCAGCGACAUCAAGGUCGCUCCUGCAUCUCUGGGAUUUGUCGUAGCCAAUCUCCGCCUGCUCGCUCUUGCCGCCGACCCGGCCAUUGCUUCUCCACAGAACUUACUCGCUCCACGUGUCUCCAUCACGGUCCUCAUCAAUGUCGGUCAAGGUCUUCUCGCAUACGUUACACAGAUCUUGUCCGCAGCCCAAACGGCUAAGAAUGACAAGCUCAAGCCCGAUGGUGCUAUACUGCAGCAGUUGAGGUCCAUGGCAUCGACCUCGCUCACCGAAAUCGAAGCAGUGCUACGCUCCAUGAAUCCAGCGUGGAAGGACGAGAUCGCGCUCUUGCGCUCUCUGACCAGCCAAAUUGGUGUCAUUGACCAAAUUAGCGAGAGCUUUGCAGAGGCGAACACAUCCAAGCUCUCCACACGUCCCACAAAGAGGAAACUCGAGACAUUACAGGAUGCACAGCAGAGAGCGACGUGGGAUCAUUUUCUCGACGUUUCCACGAUAGCUGCAUCUGAGAAGCCAGCCGUUGAGCCCGAGACGGCGUUGCUCAUGCAUUUACUUGUGGAUCAUCACACUUCCUGGGACUUCAAGCUGGACGCGAUCAAGACACUCUUUCUUGCUCGACGAAGUGCAGCUGCUCCCUCUUUAACGCUGGAAAAGUCGCUCACCGCGUUCUACUUUGAACUGCUUGUCGCAGCCAUCGAUGCGUGUGCUGCCGUUGUCGAGAUGCCCCCGGCAUUCAAAGGCGCCGAAGUCUACGCUACCAUUUGGAGGAACGCACUGUGCGGCAUGAUUCCCGAACUCGUGCUACAGCUCGAACAGUGGCUCGAUGGAAACCAAGAGUUGCCGUUGCGUGGACAGAGGCUUGAGGCACCGCACGUCCGUCUUGAAGCCGCCCUUCGAGCUGCUCUGCUCGUCAUGUCGGAUCGUCUCAACGUGUGCGAGAGUGCCACGAACCAAUCACAUGCACACGGCAAUGUCGCUGCUACCAACGGUGAAGAAGCAGCAGGUGCUCAUGCGAACAUGAUGUCCGACGUACUAGGCUUGGGCACACCGCCGUCGCAGCCCAUCAGGGCGUGGCUGUUGCGAGCUUGCAUCGAGCAUUCGCUAGCACGGCCGGAAGCGAUCGCGGACGAAUUUGCCAACGGGCACAAGCUCGCUUCCGAGGUACAGAGUUUGACGCAGUCGCUCCGCAUGGAUGCACAGCUCGAAGGACUCGCGCUGAACACUCUCUUCGAGACACGAAUCCCUACAGACCACCCAGUGGAGCUGUUGCAACGCGUGGCAUCCGAUCCGGGAACUCACUUCAUCUUUGCACGCCAGCUUGUUUUGCAGGUGCAGGGCUGGUUGGAACAGCACGACCUUGAGAGUAUCGCGAGAUGGUGCAAAGCGUUGACCGAGAAUGCUUGUGAGGGCGGCGCUAUGCUGGACACAAUCAUGAUCUAUAUUGAUCCGGCCCAAAUGCUCGAUCCAUUGGCAAGCAUCUUGGAUCACCAAGAUCUCGGUCAGACGAGCGACGAGCCUUCGACGCUGUCCGACAUCUUGCUGUUUGUUCAACUACUUUGUUAUCGAUACUCGACUCCAAUUACGCGCAUCUCGCGCUAUACGGUUUCGAAUCACGACAUGGACACGGUCGACUCUUCUGCUCCUCUGCACAGAUCUAUGCCACCCUUCCUAGCAACACACCUUGCCACCUCGUCGGUCAGCUAUCCGCUUUCGGUACUGUCCGAAGAAGACCGUGGCCUAGUUUCACGUUGGAUUCACGCCCUCUUUGGCAACGAAGGCAUCUCGGACGACCUCAUCUCCGCAUCCCCGCCCACAACGCUACUUCGUCUCUCUCCUCUGCUUUUCUCGCAAAGCAUUUCGGCGUGCCAACACGGCAUCAUUGACCUAGAAACGCUGCGAGGAGGACUGAGCUACUUCCUCCAAGAUCUGCUCUCGUUCGCUCUUCCAGGUGCACUCGUCUGGCUACUCUCCGAGAUCUCUCGAACACCACUGCAGCCGAUCCUGGAUUUCUUGUCUGAGUCCGGAUUGCAAGCGUCGGUGGUGGAUGUACCGAGCAGCGAUGGAACGUUGGCCAAUGGGCUACCGAGGAAUGCUACAUCCAAAAGCGUGUGUUUGGAAGUGUUGGCACUGCUGGUAGAUACUGAUGCGUGUCCAUCCAGUGUCAGGCAGCUGAUUGCCAAAGCUUUCGAUGCAUUCGUAAGCACGAUCGAGGCGGAUGUUACAGCAGCGCCACAGUUGGCUGUGGGAUGCGAGACUUUCAACCUAGCUUCUUUGAAGGCGAGGAUGGAAGGAGCGGGUGUAACAGCGCGUUUGCUCAGCGAAACUGGGGCGUCUUGGUUGCAAAGUGUGGCUGCGGGUCACCAAGAUUCGAGAUCCAAGUUGUUUUCGAUGCUGACGACACUGCAACCGUCUGUGCACGCAAUGGAUAGACUCAUUGGUGCAUUGAAGAGCGGCCAAGUUGGACGAAACGGUCGAGAUCAAAAGGGCUUAGCUGCGUGGCUGUGUUUCAUUGCACCUGCUAGCGAGCCUACUUCGGCGUUGAGGUUUGUUCAGAGGUUGGAGCUAGGCGAUAUUGAGGAGAGUGCGAUCGAGGGCGUGGUUCGAAUUGUUGGGUUGGUGGUUGGGUUGAUCAUGGCGGCUGAGGCGCAGCGUGCGACGACGGACGCUGUUGCCGACGACCUUCUGGCGCUUGCUAGAGCUGCGGAUACCAACGCACGAGGUACCAAAGCUACGGUCGCCGAUACGACAGCUGCUGCACGUCCAGCCGAAGCAGACUUGUUCGACGAUGAACCCUGCUCACCUCAACCUCCUCACGCCGCGGCCAACGCGACGUCGCACACUAGCAACGCAGCACCGACUGUCACAUCAGCAGCCUCGCUCCUCGCAAGUGGCGAGCUUCGCACCACGUCAAAGCAGGUCUUGGACAUGAUGGCGUUGAAACUGGUCCGAUUCCGAUCGCACAUGCUUGGCGAGAAGAACGCCAAAUCCACGACCAUCAGUGCCAAGUGGGCCACUUUACAAAGCGCGAUCGCCGACCACUUGGCUGGGGGUGAAGCAUGGCAUGGUGCACAACAAUGCAGAGAGCGUACGCAGAACGAUGCGCCAGUGAACGGUGGCAAAGAUGCUGAUAGUGGCAGUGGCUUGAGUGCGUGGCUCUCGGCGAUGUCGUGA
Mycosarcoma maydis (corn smut) is the source of this 3714-nucleotide messenger RNA. RefSeq lists its product as uncharacterized. The record is from RefSeq and is a predicted model, not a curated record. Gene Ontology annotation, biological process: regulation of transcription by RNA polymerase II. Lineage: Eukaryota; Fungi; Basidiomycota; Ustilaginomycetes; Ustilaginales. The transcript has a single exon. Gene Ontology annotation, molecular function: transcription coregulator activity. Bases 1 to 3714 code for a protein of 1237 amino acids. Gene Ontology annotation, cellular component: mediator complex.